Molecule: messenger RNA, 2809 nt
Organism: Plodia interpunctella (Indianmeal moth)
Lineage: Eukaryota; Metazoa; Arthropoda; Insecta; Lepidoptera; Pyralidae
Product: trophozoite exported protein 1-like
Exons: 3
Coding region: 219-1997 (592 amino acids)
Source: RefSeq, a predicted model, not a curated record
UCAUUACCAUCCAAUCAAUCAAACAAAAAUACAAAUCAAGGCGAAAAACAAAACAAUAUCGUGAGCUUGACUGACGUUGUCUUGACUCAUUUUAAAAACAAAAUACUAAAAAUAUGUAUCUUACAUUUAUUUUUUGAAAAUAUUUUUUUUGUGUAACCAGCCUCAGUACAGUGUUUUUGGAUUUAAAAUUAUUGUGUAUUGCACAGAGAGUGAUAUAAAUGGACGGGUCUACCUUGGAACACAGUGAUUCAGACUCGGGAGAAAGUUGGACAUUAUUAGAAGCUUCUCCAGCGAUAGCCGAUGAACUCCCUGAAACGCUUGAAAAUGCGCCUGAAACUUCACCUGCCGCUGGAGAUGCUACGGAUUCGAAUUGCGAGAGAGAUGACGACACGGAUGGUAUAUCGAUAAUAAGCGACAGCGAACCAGAAUCGCCGUUCCCUUGUGAAGCAAAUUCACACAGGUGUCUGCUCGAGGAGGACCGUCCAGAUCAACAAAAAUGCCAGUUCAUCCCUACAAGUCAGGUAUCACCUAAUAAUUUAGAUCAGCAUGAAUCAAUGCGAAGUGAAGAUGACUUCCUUGGAGAUAGCAGUGGCAAAAAUAGGACCUAUGUGCACAGAAGAAAUAAAAGGCUCAGUAUGGUACUCAAUAUAAUUGUUCUGGGCAGUGUUAUCACAGCUGCCGGAGUAGCGAUAGGUCACAUGUGGGGUGCUAAAAAUGAAUGCAAUUACCAGACUGCACCUUCAGUUAAUAAAAUUUUGUCAAAUCUUUACAAACUACAAGAAGAAAACGCUUACUUACGCAGUAAAUUGAAAGAAUUAACUCUGAUAAAUAACUUACAAGUGCAACAGAAAAGAGCUGGCUCUGAUAAAAUGUAUUCAAAACAGAACAAAUGUAAAAAAGUAUUUGAAGCAUCUUUGAACAAUAAAAAUGUUGAAAAGUAUACAAAAUGCGUUGACGUGAACGAAAAUAAUUCGAAAACAAAUUCCCACUUGGCACAGCCUGAAUUUGAAAAAGAAUUUUUAGCUGAUGUCAACAGGUUGAAACUUGUUUAUGAGCAAAACAAGAGUUGGCUGGAUGAGGAAAUUACAAAACGCUUAAAUCAUGAGAAGCAAUUGAUCAAUAAAAAUAAACAUAAUGUAAAAGAAAAAGUAGAGAAAAUAUUAAGGGAUAACUUAGAAACCCCUUUGGAAACAAUAACAGAACUACCUAAUAUUGAGACCAACAUAUCAGAACUGCCUUCAACCGGAAAUAUUAAUGUUCUGAGUGAGCCUGACUUGAUUGAUAUUCUCCCAGCAACAAAAGUCAGUUAUGCUGAUUCACUUCAGUCUAAUACUAAUAAAAACAAAAAAAAUGUAAAACAAAAUGUGAGUAAAUAUGAUGAGAAUGAAAUCAAAGAUCGUGCUCAAAAAAGAAAAAUUAAAAGAAGUAUUGAUACGAUUCCUGAUCAAUACCUCAGUGAGGAAGAAAUAAAAAAAGAUGAUAGAUACACUGGGCACAAAUACAAACAAGAAAAAAAGAAAAACGAUCGCCAAAAAUCACAUAAAAAGCAAAAAAGAAAAAAUAAAUAUGAGCAAUGGGAAAUGAAGGGAGGAUACAUGAAAGAUUAUGAUGAUUUUUCUAUCACUUCUCAAGACCCAGAAGUAGUGUAUAUUAGCAUUGAUAAAAAUAAACUGGACGACAAUGUGGAAGGUGAUAACAUCUCGAAAUUGUCAGGUAUUCAAGAAAAUUUGAAAUCUACUUCAACUGACGUACAUACAAGUACAGAAAAGGUUCCUGAGAAACGUGUAAGAAGCACCAACUGGUAUGACAAUAGGGCGGUCCUUAGGAUGGAAGCUAGGAAAAGACUUCAGACCGAGCUGUUUGGCGAUGUGAGCCCCAACACGGCGGGCUGGUACUUCCGUCGCAUGCGACGUCGCGAGCAAUGCCGUGCCAAGAACGAUAAUUCUACACACAGAAAGUUUCCUAAACGCAACAUGAACUUCAAAACAAAGCAUUAAGCAAUUACACUUAGAUAUCUUUGAAAAGAUUGGAUUGUGAGUAUUGGAUGUGAACAACUUGACAGUUGUAGUGGUAAGGGUAGAUAUCAAUGUUCUUGAAAAUUUAGAACAGAUAUUUGGUGUGAAAGUAGGGGAAAUCAAUAAAUGCACUCUGGGUCUAUUUUGUCAUCUUUUUCGCCUAUGUUUAUUAAUGAGCAUUUAUAUUACACCCUUAAUCUAUGAUCUACAUACAUUAUUCCUUCUUUUUUAGUUUUUACUUCAUACUAGCAAUGUGUGUAAUGUAUUACUUCUGUAUUGCAUUUGAAUAUUAGAGUAUUUUAAUAACGUUUAUCAUAUCUCAUAGAUUGGCAUUUUGAAUGACAUGCGUGUGAAGUUUGGAAAGUAUGUAAGUUAUGGACGUGAUUGCAUAGGGCAAUAUCGCGGCAAGGAGAGGCACCUAUGCAUACAGCUAAAUCGCUAUCGCAUGACAUAGAAAAUAGGUAUUUAAUAGAUUCCGUCUAAUAGUAUAUCUUAUAGGUUUGAUGUUUUACUUGAUAAAUAAUUUACGAAUAUUUCUUUACAUAUUAAAGAUGUUGUGACAUUGUGUAUGACAUUAUAUUUCUUCUGGUACUACACCUAGUGAUAGGUUAAAAGCCUAUUUUACCACAUACUUAAGAGUAUAAAUAUAUAUUUGCUAUAUAGUUUUACUAGUUGACAUAAUGCUGUAUAAUUUAUUUUUGAAACUAAAUAUUAUGAUAAUGUUGUUACAUACAUCACAUUCUAUAUUUUAGUAGUUUCUCAAAUUGAAAGUAACAAUAAACGUUAACAUGAAA